ACCGUCUUCUUAUUUUAGUAUAAUAAUAGUAUUGAAGUUGGGCUCCACGGAGUUUGAGCAUGAAACUACAUCUAGGCGCUAAAGCUAAGAUCUAUAAACGCCACCAUCUCCAUUGUUAAUUUUACUGGUUCUCUGAGAAAAGCUUCAAUUUGAUAUUAUCAGGACAGCUUGCUUCUCCAUAAGCCAAGAUGUAGGUUGUACUUGCUGCUUCUAUUUUAAGCAAGUCUGGAAAAGUGCUCGUCUCCAGGCAGUUCGUGGAAAUGACUCGUAUAAGAAUUGAAGGCCUUCUUGCAGCAUUUCCCAAGUUGUUGGGCACUGGAAAGCAACACACAUACUUUGAGACUGAGAAUGUGCGGUAUGUCUAUCAACCAAUAGAAGCUCUUUACUUGGUACUUGUAACAAACAAACAGAGCAACAUUCUUGAAGAUUUGGAGACUCUAAGGCUGCUUUCUAAGCUGGUACCAGAGUAUUCCGUCUCUCUAGAUGAGGAGGGUAUUGGCAAGACUGCUUUCGAACUGAUCUUUGCUUUUGAUGAAGUCAUCUGUCUUGGGCACAAGGAAAAUGUGACUGUUGCACAGGUUAAGCAAUACUGUGAAAUGGAGAGUCAUGAAGAGAAGUUGCACAAGCUGGUAUUGCAGAGCAAGAUUAAUGAAACCAAGGAUGUCAUGAAGCGUAAAGCUAGUGAGAUAGAGAAGAGCAAGAUUGAUAAGAAUAGAGGUGACAAGGGAGGGUUCAUGUCAAUGGGCUCUGGAAGAAUUGAAACUAGCUUAAGUGAAAUUAGCAUUCCUAGCAGUGGAAGUGGCUUUGGAAGUGGUUCUGGAUUUGGUGGAUUAAUCAAUGAGGUUGAUUCCUUCCCGACCAAGUCUAAAGGCCGCCAACCUUCAUCUGCAACUGCUCCUCCUAAAGGUUCUGGCAUGCAGCUUGGUAAAUCACAAAAAACAAACCAGUUCCUGGAAUCCCUGAAAGCAGAAGGUGAACUGAUAGUUGAAGAUGUGAAGCCAAAGGCAGGCCAGGCCAAAGCAGCCAUAGCUCCACCUACUGAUCCCAUUACAUUGACCGCUGAGGAGAAACUUAAUGUCACACUGAAAAGAGAUGGUGGAAUGAGCAACUUUGAUGUUCAAGGGACUUUGUCACUUCAAAUUCUUAAUCAGGAAGAUGGUCUUAUCCAAGUUCAGAUUGAAACUGGGGGUAAUCCUGGCAUUCUGUUCAAGACGCAUCCUAACAUGAAUAAGGAAUUGUUUUCCAACGAGAACAUUUUGGGAUUGAAGGACCCUAACAGGCCUUUCCCAACUGGUCCAGCUGGGGAUGCAGCUGGUGUUGGUCUUUUGAAGUGGAGAAUGCAAAGUGCAGAUGAGUCAAUGGUGCCAUUGUCCAUCAACUGUUGGCCUUCAGUUUCUGGAAAUGAAACUUAUGUGAGCAUUGAAUAUGAAGCUUCAGCCAUGUUUGAUCUGCAAAAUGUUGUGAUUUCUAUCCCUCUUCCAGCACUUCGGGAGGCACCAAGUAUCAGGCAGAUUGAUGGUGAAUGGAGGUUUGACUCCAGGAAUUCCAUCUUAGAAUGGUCAAUAGUUCUCAUUGAUAACUCUAACCGCAGUGGGUCAAUGGAGUUUGUUGUGCCUCCAGCAGACUCAUCAGUGUUCUUCCCCAUCUCUGUCCGGUUUACAGCCACUAGUACAUACAGUGACCUGAAGGUAGUGAACAUUAUUCCCCUGAGAGGUGGAGCUCCUCCAAAGUUCUCCCAGAGGACAAAUUUGGUAACAGAAAAUUACCAAGUGAUGUGAAUGAUAGUGGAAAGUGCUAUAAAUAAUAGGCUGGGAUUCACUUUCAGCCAGCAGCUCCUCUUUUUGCAUAAUUUUACCAACUUCACUUCACGGUAUUGAUUUCAUAACUGGGUUAUACUUUAAAAUAUCCACAUCAGCCUUAGCCCGGACCCUUCUCAGCUGCAACUAUAUUAAGUCAAUCCCUACUUGCAUCCGCUCUUACAUUGCGUAGCUGGUUUAAAAGUUAUUUUUUAACUACUAAAUUAAUUUAUUAUUAUUCUUUUAAAUUUAAGUAUUAUUAUUUGGACCCAAAUUUAAAUUGAAUAAUAUUAUUGAUGAAUAAAUGAA
Molecule: messenger RNA, 2105 nt
Organism: Gossypium arboreum
Lineage: Eukaryota; Viridiplantae; Streptophyta; Magnoliopsida; Malvales; Malvaceae
Product: coatomer subunit delta-like
Exons: 12
Coding region: 261-1778 (505 amino acids)
Biological process (GO): endoplasmic reticulum to Golgi vesicle-mediated transport; retrograde vesicle-mediated transport, Golgi to endoplasmic reticulum; Golgi localization
Cellular component (GO): COPI vesicle coat; cytosol
Source: RefSeq, a predicted model, not a curated record